This is a messenger RNA of Lutzomyia longipalpis, 3672 nucleotides long. RefSeq lists its product as uncharacterized. The coding region runs from base 440 to 3295 and encodes 951 amino acids. The transcript is spliced from 9 exons. Gene Ontology annotation, biological process: lipid metabolic process. The record is from RefSeq and is a predicted model, not a curated record. Gene Ontology annotation, molecular function: lipase activity. NCBI's taxonomy places the organism in Eukaryota, Metazoa, Arthropoda, Insecta, Diptera, Psychodidae.
AGUUGUGACGCGACUUUCAAAUCGUUCGCAAGUAUACCGGCAGUGGGUGCAGUGUGUGGAGCUGUUGCUUUGGGUUCCAUCAAGUGAAAGAAGACAAAGUAAAAGAGUCGCUCUUUCACUUCUCAGAAUCCUCCAGUUGUGGUGUGCGUGAUCGCGAGACAUUUUAAUUUCCCAGAAGAUCGCUGUAAUUUGUUGUUUUUUCUUCUUCUUAAAUUUAUGUUGCAUUAUUUCCCAACGUGGUGUGUCAAGGUAUAGAUUUUGAGACAAAAGGUCACAGUGUCUUCCUUAUUUGGGAAAAAGUGAAAAGAAGCAUCAACAAAAAAAACUUUUAAAAGCUUUUUAAGUGAGUUAAAAAUGAAGUGAUAAAAGUGCGUGGUGAAUUGUGGAAUAAAUCUUCCUCGGAAGAGUACAAUUGUGCAGUUAAUAAAGGAGGUGUGUUAUGCUCAAUAUGUUCGUCUCAAGUUCACCGUUUUUGCUGUUUUGUAUCUCUUAUGCAAUCUGUUUGUUGACAUCAGCAAAUGGAUUCAGAUGGCCAACAAGCGAAGAGGAGGCUCUUGAUGAGCAAAAUGACAUUGAAAUUCUGAAAGCAGUGCAACAAUCAAUGCAUGAAUGGAAAAUGAAGUCACAUCAUAAACAUCAUCGACGAAAACGCGAAGAAAAACGCGUUUGCUAUGGGGAUUUGGGUUGCUUUGAGGAUUCCGGACCAUUUGGAUAUUUAGAUAUGCUUCCAGCAUCCCCGGAAGAGAUUGACACCAAGUUCUAUUUCUAUUCAACGAAAAAUAGGGGAGAUCGCCCACUUGUGGAGUUUUCUUACUUCAACAUCUCAGCGGCUGUUGGUACAAAUGACCAAUCCCUGAGUGAGACUACAACCACUCUCAGUGAUUCAAAUGGAACUACACCAAAUGCAACAGCAGGUGCUACCUCAACGACAUCACCACAACUAUCCCGAAGUGAGCUUCGUCGCUCUCUGGAUCGUUUGGAAGGUCUUGAGAUUCUCUCAGCACGUGUUAUUGUUCAUGGUUUUGGCUCAAGUUGUCCCCAUGUGUGGAUCUAUGAGAUGCGUACAGCCCUUAUGGCGGUGGAGGAUUGCAUUGUGAUAUGUGUGGACUGGGAGAAGGGUGCAACGUUGCCGAACUACGUGAAAGCAGCAGCCAAUACGCGACUUGUUGGGAAGCAAUUGGCACAACUCCUGUCUGCCCUACAAACCCACCGAGGUCUUCAGAUGUCUCGUGUGCAUAUUAUUGGCUUCAGUUUGGGCGCACAUGUGGCGGGCUUUGCAGGAGCUGACCUUCCUGGGCUAAAUCGUAUUACAGGCCUCGAUCCGGCUGGACCAUUGUUUGAGUCUCAGCAUCCAAAAGCUCGGCUCGACAGCAGUGAUGCGAGCUUCGUUGAUGUGAUCCAUUCAAAUGGGGAAAAUCUCAUACUGGGAGGAUUGGGAUCAUGGCAGCCCAUGGGUCAUGUUGACUUCUACCCAAAUGGUGGCCGAGUUCAGCAUGGAUGCUCAAAUCUCUUCGUUGGAGCUGUAACUGAUUUUAUUUGGUCUCCUGCAGCAUCGGUUGAGGGGAGAUCUCUCUGCAAUCAUCGAAGGGCGUAUAAAUUCUUCAUUGAUUCCGUCGCACCACGAUGUCUAUUCCCAGCUUUUCCCUGCGGAAGCUACGAUGAAUUUCUUCAAGGCAAAUGCUUCCCCUGCAAGCAAUCAUCAAAUGCAUCGGGAAUUUCCACUGAUGCUCGAUGUGGCAACAUGGGAUACUACGCAGAUCGAUCAACAGGACGUGGGCAGCUUUACCUUGUAACUCGCGAGGAAGAACCUUUCUGUGCUCAUCAAUACAACAUUGAGAUCUACAGCGCUGUUAGUGACUUGCCAUUGAGAUCUCUGGGACGUUGGGAGGUAACUCUGAUUGGAGAAGGAGGUCUCAAUGAAACCUUCACAAUUACAGAGAAAGACGACACGGAAUUUUUUGCAGGUGAAAAGAUUUCACGAAUUUUGGUGCCACAUCCAGCUCUUGGCUUCCCUACUGAUAUUUCGCUCACGUACAAAUCCUACAGUGGAUGGCUAUCGCGUGGACUACCUGUUUGGAAUAUCUACAAAGUAAUCUUAACAGAUAGCUUUGGUCGGAGUUAUUCUAUCUGCAAGCGCUUCUUCACACUCGACUCAGGGAAGCCCGAAUUGUUGGCCCUCCUGCCUGGGGAUUGUCACAUUCCUGAGGAGAUAGACCUAGAAGAAGGUCCACUGGAUAGGAUAGAUGAGAAGAGGAGUGAGGAAAAUGAAGUUGGGGUUGCAUUUGGUAGUUUUGAAGAUCAAGAUUUGCGAUUUACACGAGAUGACAGGGAGAAUAGUAUAAAUCCCAAAUGGCAGUUGGAUGGAAAUGGAUUAGAUGGUUCAGCGACUGAACAGAGUCGAGGAUUUCCCGAAGAAAUUAUCACAACCAACAAUCCCCCGGAAAUCUUUGAGCCUAUCCUGAAGGAGAAGCGUCGAAAGACGGGCAAAGGAAGAAAAUUUGAUUCUGAAGGAAGUGGUACAGAAGAGGUCUUGGAGCCAAUUCUACGCUCCACAACCCCGCGGAAUCAGAAUAAAUCACAAGAAGAUGGACGAUCGGCUGGUGAUAGAAGGAAAUCCAGAGAGGGAAAUUUUCACACAGUUCAACUUUUCCCCUUUCGCCUUGGGGAGUUCCUGGAGCGUGCUGAACGGUAUGCAAGGCUAACACUUCUCCCCUUGAUUAGUGAAACUGCCCCGAGGUUCUUUAACUUUGGCGCCACAGCGAAUGAUGAUCGCAAACCCAAGUACCUCACAGAGGAGGAUUUUAAGCAGGCAGAAAUUGCAGAAGCAGUCACGAAGAAUCUCCUCAAUGUCACCACAGAGACACCUACAAAUGUAACGGGGAAAGAGGAAAUUCUCACGCAUAUUGAAGUUGAAAAUGCCGCAAAUCAACGAAAUCUCUAUGAACCAUUGCGAGAGGAGACAACAAAUGAAACGCGUAUCCUUUCGCCAAGAUCUGCUUCCGAUAGCAAAUACUAUACGAAUUUGAAGGAUGUUGUGCCACCGAGUGCUCUGCCGGCACUGCCCAAUGCCACGCAGACAACACAGACAGAAGAGGAGAAUGUGAUUCGCAUUGAUUUGCCCACUUAUCGACCACCUUCCGUGGAUUUUCCCUACAACUUCGAAGUACCCGCCACGGCACAGGAUGAUGUGGAUGUAGAUGAGGCACCUGAGCCAACAGAAAUUGUCGAAGAUGCCAGGCGAGAUACCAACAAAUUCAUCCCAUUAACCUUUUCCCAAGAUGCCGAAAAGGUGUGACAAAGCAAGAAAAAAAUCGCCAACACCUUUGAGCUGUUAUCUAGUCGGGAGUUGAAUCCCUCAAAAUCUCCCUAAAUAGUUUCUCCACGUGUUCUAUUACUAUCCCCCUUUUUGCUCAUUUUGACUGUCCCCCCUUCUCUAAGUGGAGGUUUUUUUUCAUAUUGGGACUCGGUGACUAAACAACUAUUUUUUUUUAUUAAGAUUGCAACUUAAUUUAUUUUUUGAUUUCUCUAUUUUCCGCAACUUUAGUAGGUAAUUAAAAAUAAAAUGGAAGUUUCUCUUGCAACCCAAUGGAAGCUUCAUUGUUUAGUUGUACAAUUUUACAUGUAUUUUAAUUUUUUUUUGAAUAAAAAAUUGAAAAAUGAACAAAUUGUUAA